CUCCGAAGCACAAGAUGGCGGUAGUGUGUGCUGCCGUUAAAUAUUACAAAGAGGAAGAAAACUUGAUAUCGUAGAAGAAGAAGGCGGCGGCCUGAUAGAAAUGUAACGAACAGACGAAAGAACGCCAACAACUGGACGUUUUUUGUCUGUCCCCACGAUGAGGACGUGACACCUCUGUGUUUGGGACAUUGCGCCAUAUGCAGCACAGUGGCUAUAUGACUGAAUAGAGUACAAUGAUAUUGUACUCUUGACACCUGACAAGAAUUAACAGACAUGCCUUGGUGCCUGAACACCAGGUGGAAAUAUAUUUUUUAACCAUACAUCUCAGGCGUCGUCACACUGUGAAAGCCAAACUGCAUUUGCAUUUAAUUUCUAUGCAGAGCAGCUUGUCUUUGUAAACACCCGUAAAGCGAGCUGCCUCCGUCUAGACCAUGGUAGACAACCGUUAUGCCACAGCUCUGGUCAUCGGCUCGGUGCUGAGCCUGUUGGCCACAGUCUACCUCUCCGUGGCUGUCGGAACCCAGCACUGGUAUCAGUACAGCAGUCCAGCCCUUAAACGUGAGGCGAUCAAUGUCUCAAAGCUCAGAGAUGAAUUCGUCGAUGGAGACUUUGAUGAGAAGACUUACAGUGACACCAUGUUCAGCCUGAACGGCACCCUGGGACUGUGGUGGAGGUGCAUCCAGGUGCCACUGCCCAGCCAGUCACACUGGUUCAAAGAGCCAGAUCCAAAACUGGGGACACAGUGUGUGAGCUUCACGCUUCCUCAGCAGUUUAGUCCAAAAUACAGAAACUCUGGGAACAACAGCGAAGAAGACCUGCUGAGAACAUACUUGUGGAGGUGCCAGUUUCUCCUGCCCUUGGUGUCUCUGGCUUUGGUGUUCCUCAGUGGCCUUGUUGGGGUGUGCGCCUGCCUGUGUCGCAGCUUCACCCCCACCUUGGGUGUAGGGGUGCUCCAUGUACUCGCAGGUCUGUGCUCUCUGGGCACAGUCUGCUGUUUCUUGGCCGGAGUGGACUUGCUCCAAAAACCAAAAGGGGUGGAGGGCUCGCUGGGCUGGUCCCUCUACCUCGCACUCAUCUCCUUCCCUCUGCAGAUGAUGGCAGCAGCUUUGUUCCUGUGGGCAGCUCGGAGUCACAGCAAAAACUACACCCGUGUGACCGCCUACAGAGUAGCCUAAAAGAGAGACUUCUACAACAACCUACUCUAAAGCCGCCCAUGUGUCAGAGGACUUUCAUAGAAAAAAAAAACAUGGUUAAGACAGGAUGUAAACUGAAGUGACUGUACUGGUUGUAACUUCUCACUUCCUCUUUAACAUUUUUAGAUAGAAAUACACAAAACAAGGUAUCACAAACUGAAAGGCAGGAAUAAACUAAACCAGUUUGCAGCUAUCAUCAUAAGUGCUCAUAAAUAGAGGUUUUAAUAUUUACGAGUUGUCUUAUUUUGCCUUUUUUUAAUUUCUUUUUUUUUUUAGCAUCUUUUAUCUGUAUUUAACCCAAAGCAUGAUCUUAAAAUGUUGUUAACACCCUGAUCUUAUGGAUGAUUUGUAAUUCUGGUGUUUACUGUGUUGGUGUGCAUUACUUUAUUGCCUUCCUUUUUUGUUGCCAUUGCUUCAAAAGCUGCUCACCACAUUGCCUUCAAAUCAGUUAUAGAUUAUAAACUUGCACUUGUCACAAAUUUCCGACCUGCAGUUAUUUAAGCCUGGGUAGCUUUCUUUGUUAGUGCAUGAAAAAUAUCACUCAAGCCUAUUUUUGAUCUUUGUUUGAACAUGUUUUCUGUAUGAUUUUUAUUUUUGUGUAAUCUUAAAUAUCGAGCCUUUCACUGUGCAUGCCUCUUCAGCUGACAUUUCUUUGAUCUGUGGUAAUUGUUGUUUUCAUUCUGUGGUAUGUGUUGACUUAAUGUCAGUAAAUAUCGCCCACUAAAAAUGUAACCACUCAUCUCCCAUUGUCAUCCAUCACGUAUAGAUUUCAUAUUUAUUAUUACAGUUCAUUUGUUUAAAAAGCUGAAUUUAAUUUGAUGUCACUCGAGCAAACCUGUGACUUCCUCUUAACAUUUAAUUUCAAAUGUUUCACUCCUGAAUUAUACUACUGUCAUUUUAGGUUUGUUGCAGUGAAGUUUCACUGUUUUAAGAUAUUUAAAAGGUUAUUCUGAUCCUGGUUAAAGUUCCUUUAGAGAUUUGUCAGUCAGUGAAUUGACUGGUUUGACAGCCAAAUGCAGGUUUUUGCACCAUUUAAAGUCUUGUAAAUGUUUGUUGGUGAUACUCCACUGUCAACCUCUUUUGAAUUGCAAUUGAAUUUACAAAAACUUAAUUUGUAAGUGCUCAUAAAUCUACGACUUUACACUUAACAUUUGUGUGGAAAAUGAAAUAAUUUUUCAUGUAAAAAUUCCAAACUGACUCAUUUCUUGGCACCAGAAUACAAGUUGUGAUAUUUUAGUGUCACAAUGUUUUGUUACUCGUCUAAUGUGUACACACUCCAGCUUUUGUAAAUGUUUUUAUGUUUUCUGAAGCACACUGUACCUGUUUCUGUAUUAAUACAUUUGACAUUUGCCUA
This is a messenger RNA of Acanthopagrus latus (yellowfin seabream), 2547 nucleotides long. RefSeq names its product claudin domain containing 1b (gene cldnd1b). NCBI's taxonomy places the organism in Eukaryota, Metazoa, Chordata, Actinopteri, Spariformes, Sparidae. The transcript has 5 exons. The record is from RefSeq and is a predicted model, not a curated record. The coding region runs from base 432 to 1175 and encodes 247 amino acids. Gene Ontology annotation, cellular component: membrane.